Exserohilum turcica Et28A is the source of this 1455-nucleotide messenger RNA. RefSeq lists its product as uncharacterized. Gene Ontology annotation, molecular function: oxidoreductase activity, acting on the CH-OH group of donors, NAD or NADP as acceptor. The transcript is spliced from 2 exons. Bases 277 to 1389 code for a protein of 370 amino acids. The record is from RefSeq and is a predicted model, not a curated record. Lineage: Eukaryota; Fungi; Ascomycota; Dothideomycetes; Pleosporales; Pleosporaceae.
CUGAUCAUCCGGUCAGACUGAACUGUUCAACGGCUUAUCUUCCAUCUUAUUCAGCUGAACGCCUUGCUGCCAAGUGUAAGCAGCCUCGUCUCCAUCUCUGCCUUACUGGGUAGCGGAGUGAGACCAUGAAUCGCCUGUUCAACUGGCUUGGUAUCAAUGAUCUACUGGAUGAAAUCGAAAACCCCCAGACAUGUAUCAGUGCAUAUAAGACGGUCAUGGCCAGCGCGGAUUUCUUCUGAUCCAUACUGGGAAUAAGCCACUGAGCAAAACUUCAACAUGCCGGUCAUCCAACCAGGAGGUCUUAUUCUUGUAACAGGCGCAAACGGAUACCUCGCCGGUGUCGCCAUCCAAAAGUUCCUUGACGCUGGCUACCGCGUCCGCGGCACCGUCCGCAAUGCAUCAGCUCAUUCGUGGAUGCCCCCGCACUAUGGCCACAACUUUUCUCUGAUCGAAGUCCCCAAUAUGUCGUCUCCCGGCGGUUUAGACGAAGCAGUAAAAGGCUGUGACGGCAUCGCUUACAUGGCGUCCCCCACCAGCGAGGCCUAUAACCCCGAUCCGCAGGCCGCGAUCCCACCCGGCAUACGCUGCGCCCUGUCUCUCCUCGAGUCGGCCGCCAAAGAACCCAGCGUGAAAAACAUAGUCUGGACCAGCAGCCAAGCCGCUGCCAUCACGCUCACCGCCAACAAGAAAUACCACGUCACGCCGGACUCGUGGAACGAAGAAAGCAAAGCCGCGUGGGACAUGCCCGUGGUCCCGACCUUCCGCCGCAUGAUCUUCAACUACAUGUGUGCCAAGACAGAAGCCGAGCAACAGAGCUGGCAAUGGGUGCGCGAACACAAGCCACAUUUUACCUUCAACACUGUGCUGCCCAAUGUCAAUUUUGGCACGGCUGUGCGGCCCGACAUGACGGGCUUCGGUAGCUCCGCCGCCCUGCUCAAGGUGUUGUGGUGCGGCAACGCGUUGUCUGUUGACCUCAUUCCGCCGCAGUGGUUCGUCGACGUCGAGGACACCGCGCUGCUGCACCUCGCAGCGCUGACGCAGCCCGACGUGCAGAACGAGCGUAUCCUGGCGAUUGCAGCGCCCUACUGCUACAACGACGUGCUAGACAUUUUCCGCAAGAUAGCGCCAGACCACCAGUUUCUCGGGCGCGUCGACGAGGUGCUGGAUUGCGGGACUGUGGAUAACACGCAUGCUGAGGAGCUGCUGAAGAGGAUGAAGAAUGGGGCUGGCUGGGCGUCGCUCGAGGAGUCGGUGCGCAAGUGGAGCGAGUGGAUGCUCGAGGCGGAAAAGGCGGAGAAAGAAGGUAAAAAGUGGCCUGAAAAUGCGACGGAUGAAAUAGCUAGGAUGUUCGAGGGGGCGCCCAAGGAGGCGAGAAGUCUCUAUGGGUGAGCUUGUAGUAGCGUAUAUUCAGAAACUCGUGUUUCAAAUCAUAGCUCUUAAUUAAUAUACCAUUUA